Pseudonaja textilis is the source of this 702-nucleotide messenger RNA. RefSeq names its product vomeronasal type-2 receptor 26-like. The record is from RefSeq and is a predicted model, not a curated record. NCBI's taxonomy places the organism in Eukaryota, Metazoa, Chordata, Lepidosauria, Squamata, Elapidae. Gene Ontology annotation, biological process: G protein-coupled receptor signaling pathway. Gene Ontology annotation, cellular component: plasma membrane. Gene Ontology annotation, molecular function: G protein-coupled receptor activity.
AUGGAUCAAUGCAUGAACUGUCUGGAAGAUAAAUAUCCAAAUGAAGACCGAGUUCAAUGUAUUCCCAAAGCUGUAUCCUUCCUAUUGUAUGAAGAAUAUCUGGGCAUCAUCCUGGUCUCCUUUGCCCUAUUCUUGUUCCUGACUUCAGGUUUUGUCUUAGUGAUAUUCUUUCAAUACCUAGAAACUCCCAUUGUCAAAGCUAACAAUCGUGACCUCUCUUUUAUCCUCCUGGUCUCCCUCUUGCUUUGCUUCUUGUCUCCUUUUCUCUUCAUUGGUCAACCAAGGAAAGUCACCUGUCUUUUCCAGCAGAUGGUUUUCAGCAUCACUUUCUCAGUUGCCAUUUCCUCUCUCUUGGCCAAGACAAUCACAGUGGCGCUGGCUUUCCUGGCCACAAAACCAGGAAACCGAGUGAAGAGAUGGUUGGGGAAGAGCUUAGCCAAUUCCAUCACCCUUUCUUGUUCUGCUGUCCAAAUUAUCCUCUGCUCCAUCUGGCUUGGAGCUUCUCCCCCAUUCCCUGACUUUGACUUUCACUCUCAACCUGGAGAGAUCAUCCUGCAAUGCAAUGAAGGCUCCAUUGUCAUGUUCUACAUCACCCUCAGCUACCUGGGCUUCCUGGCCACCAUCUGUUUCAUAGUGGCUUUCCUGGCCAGGAACCUGCCUGGGGCUUUUAAUGAAGCCAAGCUUAUAACCUUCAGCAUGCUG